AUGGACACAGCUGCUUCAGAUACAAAUGUGAUCCAAAGCCACACGCUGCAAGGUAAGAUUGUGCUUUGUCUGUGUGUGUUUACCAUCAACUAGACCUAGAAAUAAAUUCCAAACAUUACGUUCAGAUCAUAAGUGGAAGCAAAACCCAUGCCACUCAAAUCUUUUUUCUAGAGGCACUGAAUGUCUAGAGAUAUGGGAAGAAUUCUGAAGAGCAUAUAUGUGGAAAUUUACUGGCCCAGAGAAACCUCUCUUCAGCAGUACUUCUUUCUGAAAUUGCUUCUCCUUGACAAUUCUCUGGUGAUAUUUUUUCAGGGGGUGGGGGGGUGUGGUCUGGGAAGAGUCAUCCUGACCUGUAAGCAAUGAUACCCCCCAAAUCUAAGGAAGGUUUCUCUGAAAAUCCAAGCUCAAAGCUGAAAAUAUAUCUCUUUCCUCCACUCACAUUUCACUUGGUGUGCAGCAGUAAAGCCAUAUGUUUUUACUGGGUGAAUUGAUCUAUUAAUAUUUGGGGACUGGGGAAUUCUCUCUCAGAAUAUAAUGUUUAUAAUCAUGGAACUUUCUUCCAGCCAACCCAUUCAAUGUUUCCUUGAUAUGUCCAACUGGCAUGGUUUUCAGGGAGUCUAUUAGAAGACAAAGGUAAGAACUGGCUUCUUAAAUCAGAUCAUAAUUAUACAAUUGGAUAAGAACAAUUGGGCAAUGCUUUUUUAAAGGGGGGAGGGAAGACAUCCUGAAGAGAUGAAUUAUGAUACCUAUUUUUAAUAUGGAACUAUUGUUCUGGCACACCAAGAUAGAAAGCAAAAAAACAGGAGAUCUGGGUGAUUUAUUUGGUUCUUAAAAGUUAAUUCAGCACACGUCUUUCUUAUGGGCUUAUGAAAGUCCUCUCUGCGGGCACAAAAUGGUUUGAGGGAGAAUUUUAGGAUUUGUGUGGAUGGACCUAAGAAACAGCUGCUGUAGCAGCACGGUCUCUACCAGCCCUUGCUGAUUUGUAGGACAAAAUCUGCAUGAGGUUAAUGCAUUUCUAGGCUAUUAAACCUCCUACCUAUGCCUUCUAUGCUAUCAAAAAUUAAGUGAUAACCAUGUUUUGGUCUAUCACAAUGCUCUCAGAAAAGAUGAGUAUGUGAGUGUUCUUAAUGCAAACAUGCAUAGCAGAAAAACCUAUCAGGCAGUGCCACAUCCCAAGAUGUUGGACUAUACUUCUCACCCUCCCUGACCAUUGGCAUGCUGGCUAGGGAGGAUGGGAGUCCAGCAACCUCUGGAGGACCACAGGCUCUCCAUUCCUGUCUUGGACAUGUGGGGAACAGUUCCAAACUCACUUACAGGAGGAAGGUAGCAAUGUCUCCCCUUGCCCAGUUUUCUGCUGAAGCAUCCCUAUGGCAUUAGAAUUUGCAUUUCUCAGAGGCAACAGAGACUUCUUUUCAGAAAGUGCAACAUGCAUAAGUUAUAUCUUAAGAAUUACCAGUCAGUGUCAACAAUGACCAUGUCACUGACACAAAUCAUAACAACCUGUUAUUCUGACAGGCAUUUGUUUUUUAAAAGGAGGAUAGCAUUGAAAGAGCAACAUAAUGGGAGAGGUGUUUCCAGCUACCUCACCCUUUGCUUUUGGGAGCCUUAUAAGAAGCUGCUGCAGGAGAGAGACGAUGAGCAACAUCAUGGAUGGGUGCUUCUAGGGCUAAGGUAAAACUGUGAUGCCCCCUUGUUAUUUUUGCUAUUGGGUGCUGUAUGCUGUUUAAAUAAUCUUGGUAUAUUUAUAGUAUUGAAAUGUGACUUUUUGUAUGUUGUUAUAUUUUUAUUUUUCUGUGUUAUUAUGUAUUUUUUACUAUGUUACUAUUUUGUUAUGUUAUUAUGAAAUUGUUCUUCUGGUGUUUCUUUGUUGUAAGCUGCUUUGAGCAUGAUGCAUUUUGUGGAACAGCGGCAUACAAAUGAAAUGAAUGAAUGAACUGAAAGACGACACGAAUAUCUGUGAAAUGGAGACCCUUGAUAUUGCCAGUCAUUCAUCAACAAGUAAUUUUUAUGACAUUACCAAAGGGAUUUAAGGGCUCUAAAUACAAACUGAGCAGCAAACCGAAUACACAUUUUUUCCCUGCCUUAUAAAAGUCCCUCCAUGUUGCCGCUUUCCACUGCUGCAGUAUUAGUAGCAGAAUCCAGCAACAGCCCAUCUGUAUUUUUCGGGAGACUGUCAGAAUGGGAAGAGACUGGAGGUCAGUGUCAGGAGUAUAUGAGAUUGGAAGAGUGCUGCAUUUUGCAAGCCUUUUGUGAUGGUAGCAUUCUCUCAGUUUCUGUCAAUGUGGAGUUCUGCAGUGUAUUUUAAUAAGCAGUGCUUAUCCUCUACUGCAGGCUUGUCGUGUGCAUAUGAUACGCCAGCCGUUUACUCUCACCCAGUGGGUGCUUGAUAAGCACCCAUUUGUGAUGGCUGCAAAUCAUCAAGCACAUUGGAGCUUCCCUUCUGACAAACAAGAAUGAAAGCAUCUAUUUUCCUCCUUCAGGGAUGCUUAACAGAUAACAUGUAAAUAAAUAAAUAAAGUCCUCUUUUAUUUCUUUUUAAUACAAUUCUGUACCUUUACACUCACAUUCUUGAGGAAAGCCCAGAACAGGGUGCACAGGGACACAGAGGGAGAGGAGAGGGAGGCAAAGUUCUGUUGCACAAGCAGAAAUCCUUGCACCAGCAGAAGCACUUAGCUGGAUAUCACCCAUUGAAACCAAUGGACUUAACUUACUUAAGUUCAGUUAAUCUACUCUGAGUAUGAUUAAGGUUGCAUAUCACCCAUUAAUAAUAAAACAGUAAAAAAAUAAAUACAAGAGUCACAUACAUUUCUUUAAAAACUUUGUCAGGUAAGAUGUCUGUCUGAGUAACAAAGAUAUAAUAAUAAAACCCAAGAGCAUAGGUACAAACAUUUUUUCAAUGCAACCUGUGUGAAGACUCUCACAUGCAUCCCAGCUAGUAUUGCCUUGGCCACGGCCUGCCAUUAAUAAAUGGAGAAGAGCUUCCCUAAAUGGAUCUUAUGGAGUGGAUAGGCUGGUCUGGAAGGAGAAGCUCCUAAAGAGCUGAGGCCAUUGUUCUUGGCACAAACUUUCAUAUUUUGGGGGGCUUUAUAGCAAAUUAAAGGUAAAGGUACCCCUGCCCAUCAGGGCCAGUCGUGACUGACUCUAGGGUUGCGCGCUCAUCUCGCUCAAGAGGCCGGGAGCCGGCGCUGUCCGAAGACACUUCCAGGUCACGUGGCCAGCGUGAUGAAGCUGCAUCUGGCGAGCCAGCACCAGAGCAGCACACGGAAAUGCCGUUUACCUUCCCGCUAUAAAGCAGUACCUAUUUAUCUACUUUUCCAUUAGAAAAUAACUAGAGCCAAAAUCCAAUGCACAUCUAAUCCCAUUGAAACCAACAUGCUAAAGCAGACCGAACUCUGUGCAGAUUGCCUGGAUGGUGGCAUAAUAUAAUAUUUAGAAAAAUAUAAUUCAAAUAAGAAGAAGAAUUAUUCACUGGAUGGAUGUGCAUUAGCAAUAGUUUCUCUCAUGUCUUCCAUGCAAGCAAAUCUGUGAGUUUAUAAUAAAUUCCAUCAGAGCCGAACAAAUAAUUCAUUCUGAAUAAUUCAUCUGAUGAGUUUAUCCUUUUUUCCUUUGUAAAAUAUCUACAAGCAGAUCUGUUUCCCCCAAUUGUAUUUAUUGCUCCAAAUUAGUCAUCUUUUUCUGAUUCCAGAAAACAUAUUACAAUUUAAUUGUAAUUAUUCUUUGCAAGAUUUUUGUAUUCAUUUGGUAUAAACAUCCAUUACAGUGCAAAGGAUUUGAGUCAAACUUUGGCAAGCAUAUGAAUUUGGGCUACCAAGUUCAGCAGCUAUUUAAAUCAAUGUUGGGUGGGGAGAGAAAUCAACCAACUAUUUGGAAAUUUUAAUUUACUAUUGUUGAGAACUUCCAGCCAAGACUGAGAAUAUCCCAGUCGUAAACACAUCCCAGCUAUGACUCAAAGAACUGCUCUUGGAUCUUGAUCCAUAAUCACCUGUACUUCUUUGAUCUUGACCCAGCCUCACCCCUGCCAAGGGGAAAUGCACAAAUCUCCCCUGUGGUGAGAUAAAUCACCUGUCUAGCAAUUCAUCUCCUUGCAGGUCAAAUGCAUCAACUCCCAAUUUACACAAGAGAUGGAGGAGAGUUUUGUUCGAUCCAUAUUUUUACGUGAACCAACCUAAUUCACAUCUUUAGGACAAAUACAUGGAUUAGAAUAAAAGGAUCAAAAAUCCUUUAGGUUUUGCACUUCUUCAGAUUCGUAAUGAGUUCUCGGCUCAAAGAACAUACUAAAAUGCAUUAAAAAUGUGGGCAGUUGGGUCAAAAUGUGUUUGGAAAUACAUAUAUUGAGAUAAAAUUCAUACUUAAAUAAUACACAUAAUUUUCAUGUGGACUUUUUAUUUUAAAAAAUAGGUUAAUACAGAAAUGGCCUAAAAUUAAAUUAGAAAUUGGCACACACCAGACCAUUCAUGCCUACAUGGGUUCAUAGAAACCCAUAGAAACCAUGAAAUUUCAUUGAUUGAUUGAUGAAGCUGUUUGUAUCCCACCUUGCAACCUAGGAUCUCUGGGCAAUUCACAAUAAAAUCACUUAAAAAAAUGUAUCAUAUUCCACCAAUUUUUUCCCUAGAAAAAAUACAAUAAAAACAACAUAUCAGUAUCAGUGGUACAAAUAUCCAAAGACCUGAACAAAAAGCCAGAUUUGUACCUGGCAUCUGAAUACCAGUACUAUUGGUACUAACAAAACAAAACAAAAUUGGCAGGGAUUAAGUGAAGAUGGUUAUUCAUUUUCUUUUUAAAAUAUUUCAGUAGGCCAUAAUAGGGUUCUUAUUUAUUUAUUUAUUUAUUUAUUUAUGCAUGUAUGUAUUUAUAUUUCAAAUAAUUUUAUGCCCCUUUUAUAUUGAAAACACCUAUUUCUCUCAAAGUGGUUUACAACUUAAAAUAUCAAAUAGGGCAUUACAAAGUAUCAAAAUAGUAGAUUGCAGAUGAAAGUCAGAUACAGUACAAAAUACACAUGCAAAGUAGCAUAAUUAAAAAGAAAACAAAAUAGUCUCUUAAACGUAAAAAGCACAAUCGAUAUAACUCAUAUGCAAAAAUACAAUAAAACUCCACAACAUCGUUAACAGCUAAUCAAAUUAACUGAAAUAGAAGCUGCACCCACACUUUCUCUUCCCCCUUAUAACCAUUCCCAAAUACAGCCUUAGCAGUUCUCCACGUGCAAAGCAUCCCCACCAAACAUACAGGUAACACAGGUAACCCUCAGCCAACAUGGUGUUCCAAAUGGGGAAUAGUUUUCCAUUUUUGACAUUUGUAUACAGAAACUUACCUGUACAUAGGAGCUUACCUAUGUUCCUAACAGAGCAUGGUUCCCCUUUUAAAUUUUUGUAAACAGAAAUUUACAUGAUCUUGCUCCUCCAUUAACUCACGUCUCUCAUUGGCACAGGAGAGUUAACAGCAGACAGUCUGCGGGUGUGCAAGGAACACUCAACACAACUGCCACUGUAAGUUUCCUCUCAAAUGCUUUUAUUGUUUCAUGUUCUAUGACCUGCCGCUUUACUGCAGUUUUUUUGGUUGUAUUCGUUGCACAUGGUUUGAUUUGUAUAUGCGUCCUUCAUAAAAUAACAAAAAUACACAUUUUAUGUAAAUAUAUAUGAUGACAAUCCUCUGGCAGCCUUGCAAUUUUAUUUAUUUGGAUAUUUCUAUACAGCCCUUCACCAUAUGGUCACAGGGAGGAUGUGUCCAACAUAUUAAAACACACCAAUACUUCCCCUGCCCCUAAAUCCAGUUAAAACAUCAGUACAAAGUAAGCACAGCAUAAAAUAAAAUAAUAGCUUAAGACAGCAACAGGUGCAAUACAAACUGAGCUCCACAUACUAUUCCUCCCCACUUCCGGGCAGAAUAGCUAUAUCUUCCCACUAUUCCUAAAGGAUUGUAAUGCUGAAGUGAGAUGCACCUAUGUAGAGCAAUUGUCCCAAAGUUUCAAAGCCACCACUGAAAGGUGCUAAUACGGCUUUUACAGUCCUCUGUACAGUAGGACACAUGGCCUCCUAAGCAGACAACUUCUCCUGAACAGGAUGGGUUUUUUAAAAGGAAGCAGGACCCUUCAAAUACAAAAAUUGCAGAAUCAGAGCCCAUUUGGCUUCACAUCAUGGCUAAUUCAGCCCUUCUCAGGACAAUUCACUGAGCAUACAAACAAAAUUUAGACAAAGUUUGGCAUAACGAUACUGAAUUAACCAAAGGCCAUUACAAAGCCUUUUGUGGCUGACACGCUCUCAGCAAGCAGUUUUAGUCACGUGUCUUGGCCAUUGUAGUGUGCUUUGGUUUUCCACUGUAAAAUAAGGCCUAGUUCACAGGGAAUUGUAAAUAGGAAUUAUAAUUAAUGUUUGAGAAGUGCUUCGAAAUCUUAGAUGAAAAGUGCUAAACCUGAAUAAAAUAUGAAGCAAUUCUAUGAGCUUUUUAAAAUGCACAGCGUAUUUCCCCCCAAGAGGACAAUAAAAACUAGUUUGAUUUAGGUCCUUUUGGAAAUAGCUAUUUACACAGAAUAGUUGAUCAUCCUGGGCUAAGAAUUGUGAUAUGGAAGAUUAAAAGAAAAAAAGAACCGUCAGAUCCUAUGGGUCUGUUUCAGCUGCAGUGGCACAAACAGAGGGUGUUUUUCCCCACCCACAGUGCUGUGGCUGAAGCAGCAAUCCAAGACAUGGCAGGCAACCCAAGGGAAACCUAUUUAUUAUUUUUUAAAAAAAUAAAAUGCUACUGCCAGAGGCAACCCCAGCUAACAUAAGGCAAGAUGAAGCAGCAUUCAGAGCUGGCAGACUAUGAGUAUCAUUUAGGGCAGCACCAUCAAACAUAGACACCAACUCUGGGCUUGUCUACACUUCCACUUGUCCCGUCUGUAGAAAGCAUGGGUCUGAGUGGCUUUCUAGGCACACUUCCAAGUGGUUUUGCCUUUGCCCCACAGUUUUCCCCUGAAGAAACUUGCUCUUUAGCACUAAGUCGAAGUAAAUGUCAAUCCAGAAAAAAGACGGGUUUUCCAGGGGGGAAAGGCAGGGCAAGCAGAGGUGUGGAUUAGCCAUCUGACUCGGGAAGCACAAUCUACUGUCAUAUUCUCAUGCAAGCCACCCCACUGAAAAUAAUACAAGCAAAGCUGAGGAAAAAGUGCUUGCAUGUUUUCCUUUCACUUCAGUUAGGCCUGUGUGGGACACCUUCCCAGAGGUUUAUGGUCCUUUGGCGACAAAAAGGUCACUAAUUUAGGCCUAGUUGACAAAAUCGAGAGGUUUUACUUGUAGUAACCUGGCUACACCAAUUGAACUCAACCCAGGGAGCCUUGAAGCUCCUUGGCUAGGGAGCACUCGCCAGUGGUGACUGGUGUUAUUUUGCCGCAAAAUUCCUACCCUGCAGUGCUAAGGCUUUAAAUAGUCUUGCUCUACCAUCAAUUUGAACACUAAUUCCUUGAACUUGUCAGAGUGCUUUCUAUGGGAUGUUUUCUUGUGGGAAAUGUAGCCAUCCCAGGAAAAUAUCACCCUUGAAAGGUGGCGAGAUCCCAUUGCCUAGAACAGUUCAAUUGGCCUUGUGCAUGGAAGAGCCAGUGCUGCCAGUCUCACAGGUACCACCUUGCUGCCUUGUUUACAUUUGUCUCAGGGCAGCACAAACCUCAAGGGAGCAACAGCCGCUGUGUGCAAGGGGAAAGGCAUGGUCUGAGGUCAAGCUUGAGGGCUGCCCUAGGGUAAAAUUGAUGACUGCCUGCAGCUGAGCUAUGAUUCUACUGCUACUGCGGUAAGCCAUGCUGGCCUCAUUAAAAACAAUGGCUUGUAUCCAACAUUAGUCAUACACAAAGAAGAACCACUGAAAUUUAAAGAUGUGACUAGCUUAGGUCCUGUAAUGUGGGUGGGUCUACUGUGAGUAGAACUGUUGGGCACAAUCCAAUGGGUUUAAUUAAUCUCUACUAUGUGUUGAGUUCAGCAGUGACCAGCGAAGUGGUUCACUAGCAAAAUUGCCAGUUGCUACUGUGAAGGGUGGUGCUGUGGUCUAAACCACUGAGUCCCUUGGGCUUGCCGAUCAGAAGGUUGGCGGUUCAAAUCCUCAUGACGGGGUGAGCUCCCGUUGCUCGCUCCCUGCUCCUGCCAACACAGCAGUUCGAAAGCACGUCAAAGUGCCAGUAGAUAAAUAGGUACCACUCUGGUGGGAAGGUAAACGGCGUUUCUGUGUGCUGCUCUGGUUCGCCAGAAAUGGCUUAGUCAUGCUGUCUGCGGAUCAACGCUGGCUCCCUCGGCCAAUAAAGUGAGAUGAGUGCCGCAACCCCAGAGUCGUCCGUGACUGGACCUAACAGUCAAGGGUCCCUUUACCUUUAUCUUUACUAUGAAGCAACCAAGGACAGAAAGGAACACCAACUCACUCCUUCAUACAAGUACAAGGGUGGUGACUGGAUAGCUCCCCUGGCUCAGGCCUGUUAACAGGCUGUUAACAUCCACAGGGGCAACUAUCCAGUCAACAAGUAGGCAGCUGUAUGCUGUGCCUCUUGCCUCUAGGGCUACCUCCCAAUAUGUAAAGAAAUUACCCUCCCUCUUGAUCACCACAGAGAACGCUCUGGUAGGCCACCUCAGCAGUAACCACCAGCUGGAAUGUGACUAUUGUCUUUUCUCGGUACAAUUAAAAUUCCUGACAUGCUUCUGUAGGUGUGCUGCGAGUUAAUUAUAUUCAAACCUAAAUGCAACUGAGACAGAGUAGGGUUCUCUCACCACUGCCCCUGCCACACACACAUCAAUAAAAAUUUAAUGUUUGAGAGUUAAUUCAUAGGUAACAUGGAUUUCACUGAGGGCUCAGGUCUGUCUGAUCCAUUCACCCGUGGAAUAAAAGCAUUUAGAAGUAACAGGGAUGAUGCUGUUGUUAGCAGCCAAUAUGUUCAUUGCUGUGCAGUUUUAACAAAAUCACCUUACCCUGAAUAAGACUGAUGAGUAAUUUGGGAUGGCGCUGCACCUAAAGAGGCAUUACAUGGUUUUAUAUUUGCUUAGUCAUUUUGUCCUUCAUUUCUCAUUUAAGGACUUGCUUUAGUCUCUUGUAAAACCAGGAAGGAAAAUGUAUGAAGAGAAGCUGACACAUUCUACAAUGCUUGUGUUUUUCUAAACUGCUAGAAAAGCAGCGCUCAAACCAGGUCAUUCUGAAUAGUCAUUUAAAAUAUUACAACCUUGAUCACCAACAGCAGAGUUGGGUAACCUGUGCCUUUUCAAAUGAUGGACUGCAAUAGCCUUUUCCAGCCUAUUGCCCUCAGACACUGCUGAACUCCAGCUCCCAUUAGCCCAAGCUGGUAAUGCAAAGGGUAAGUGAUGAUAGGAUUGGAGUCCAAUAAUAUCUGAAAGCCACCAGGUUGAGAAAGGCUGAACUGCAGCUCCUCUCCCAAGUAGAUCAUGUGGUGACAAGCAGCACAUGCAUACUCCUGCCAGGCAGCAGAUCCACUACGCCUACAGAGAUCCCUGGGUUCUCAGCACCCUUAACAAACUACAUUUCCCAGGAUUCACUGGGGGAAGCCAUGACUCUUAAAGUGGUAAAAGGGUGCUUUAUAAAUGUAUGGUGUAGAUGUGACCCAAGAGUAAGAUGAAGUACAACUCACACUUCCUCUCCUCAUCACUUGUUCAGAACAGGCUGGCCCCAUCAUUAGGCAGAGUGAGAUGGCCAUCUCUAGCAGCUGUUUUGGGGUGUCAUGAAAGGGCAGCAAAUUAUUAGUUAUUUAAUUCGCCAUUUUCGUCUUUUACUCCCAGAGAAAGAUUUUCUGUCCGAGGUGCCAUCAUAGCCAGGCACACUUAAAUACCAUGCACCUUGGCUUGAGGAAGGGGAACACCAUGUGUGGCUCCACCUCAAACAGCAACAUUUCUUAGGAGCAAGCAAUGGUAUUCUCAACGACACCCUCUUGUCACCUUCAUUAAAAUUAAUAAGGCUCUAGGGGCUUAUUUUAGAGAUCACAAUGGUCACACAGAGCACAGAAUAUUUAGCUGUAGCAAAAAGAAAAGUAAAAAGUAAUAAUUUAUCAGGAGACAGACAACUGACUGGUUUUCAAGAGAAGGCUUUGCAUAUUCAGGUCUGAGAUAUUUAUUCAUGAAUUCUAGAUGAAUUGUUGUGCUACCGAAAAGCACUUUCUGUCAUUUAACAGAGCCUCCGGAAUCUUAUCACUCAUUCUUUCAAAGUCAGAAAUCCUGGUGUUUGUUUAUUUUAGUGGGGGUUUUCUUUUUCUUUUUUCAAACUUAUUUAUGUAAUAAGUUCGCCAGACAUAAAAUGAAAAGAGCACUUAACGCGAAAGGUCAGAAAUUACACCGGGAGACAGAAUUCAGUACAUAACAACAUAACGGUACCUAAGCAAUCACCGUGGCCAACUUGUUUAUAAUUAGACUUUGCAUUUAAGAAAACAAAAAUGGUUUUUUUAAUUUAGUAGUCUUUCCAUGUGAUGUUUAGUACCUCAUAAUGCCAUUUUUCAUGUUGUUUAUAAAAUCAAAUCACUAUUAUUGAGAGGGUUGGGGGGGUUUCAGUAAGCAAACUUAUUUUUUAUUCAUUGCAAGCAGCCCUUGUUGUGAGUACAAAGACGCUCAGCUUUCACUUCUUCACAGUCUUAAGGAUGAUCUCCGAUGGCUCUUUAAUUAGUGUGCUCUUUUGAUGCACAGGUUUGAGAAAUUGUAAUGGCACUAAUGUGUUUUUGUCAUAGUCUAGAACAGAGCUAGCCCAAGGCAUUUUGCUGUCUGAGGCAGGCAUAGGCAAAUUCCGCCCUCCAGAUGUUUUGGGACUACAACUCCCAUCAUCCCUGACCACUGGUCCUGUUAGCUAGGGAUGAUGGAAGUUGUAGGCCAAAAACAUCUGGAGGGCCAAGUUUGCCUAUUCCUGGUCUGAGGUGAAGGACAAUGCAACAAACCCACAUGCACACAUACUAUGAGCAGAAGUUGAACAGGCUAACAGGCAAACUUAUUUCAAAUGUGGCUGUGAACACACUAUACUUUCAAAGCACAUUUCACCCCUCAAAGAUCUCUGGUCACUGACGUUUGUUAAGUGCUGCAGAGAAUUGUAACUCUGUGAGUGUGGCUCUCUAUAGAGCAGGUUGCAUGGCACAUCAAGUUAUCCAACACCUCACUUCUGCUGUUCCCCGUCUCCCAGUAUCUGCUGCUGAAAAGUAGGGUCAUCACACAUACACGGGAUUUUCAUGGUGGUUUAUCAUAGCAGACAUUCUCACAACAGAUGCCCAAGCUUCACAAAUCAUAGUAUGAUGACCACAUGGGUAAAAAAAUUGUGUAGAACUGCCAGCUAGAUUUUUGGCAUCUUGGUAUACUAUAAACAGAGCUGUCCCAGCUAGUAGGCAGAGCGAGGAUGCAACCCAAAAUUGACACCAAUGGCAGCGCCGAAUGCAGCAGAGCAGGUAGGGGCAGGAGCAGGUAGGUGGGGGCAACAGGAAUGGCAGCAGAAGGACCAAGCAACACUCCCCGUUUUGCCUCAAGCUGUGAACUGUAAUGUGCCGCCCCUGACUAUACAAUAUUGAUUCUGCAUACUGAUGAAGUACUUAAGGUUAAGUCUCACUUCUUGUUCACGCUGCCUGCUAUGCCCUGAUUUCGGAAUUCUGCAGAUCAAUGAAACUGUGAUGUGCCAAGUUACAGCAGAUAAGCUAGAUGUUUAACAUCACACCAAAGUUAGUCCCCCCUUCUUCCAAUUUCCUUCUGUCGCUGCAGUUGUUUACAUUAGAAAUAUUUUGCUGAAAUUGGAUUUUUAUGAGAAAUCUUACUGUGCUACUAAUCUUUCAUUGCUAUCAGAUUGGUUUCAUGGACAUUUCAUGGGCAUCCAGUGAGUCACACUCUUUACUAGACAGCCGGCCAUCUCCAUAUCAUUGCUGGGUUUGAUUUAAGGUAUAGUUCCAUGCAGAACAUAUUGCAGAAGUCAAAUGGUAAGGUGAUAAAAAGUAUGAAUGAUGACAGCAAUCCUGCAUCCUAAAGUACGAUCUGCAGUCUCUGUGCCAGGAAAAGAAACACCUUGUCGGACACAAAUGAAAUGCGCUUCCUCGUAUCUCAAGUGACUAAGGAGGCCCAGAAGCCCAGCUUCCUGAGACUGUCCAGAAGUCGCAAACCUAUGAUAUUUUCUUCCAUAAACCCUAUAAUUUCAAAAAUAAUAUUGUCAAGGCUGCCUCAAGUCUUAGCUCACAAAAGACCAACGCCUCUGUCUUCUUAUAUACAAAAGUGUUUAUUGCAGUUCAUGGUUUGCUUGACAUCCUAGGCGCGCAGCCUUACGUCUUUUACGCUAGACCGCCGAAGUCCCCUUCUGAGUCAGUUCCUCCCCUGCACCAAUUUAAGAGACUUGCGCUGCUCCACCUCUUUCUCUCCUUCCUUUUCCGCAGGGUCCUUCUGCCCACUGGGGUUUCGCCCCUCCUGGAUUCCUCUGAUGCGGAAUCCCCAGACUGCUCUCCCCCCCUCCUGCGGGCUUUGGGACCUGGCCCCUCCUCCGGGCUCCCUGCACUUCCGCGCGCCUCUACAUUUGAACUAGGCGCGCGCGCCAAACCUCUAACUUUCCUUUUGACAGUUACACUACUCCCUUCACUGCUCCCCUCCCCUUCCGGGAGGGCGGCUUGCUCUGACCCCCCUCCUUUCUCUGCUGCUGGAGCUGCUUCCUCUGACACACUGGAAACUCCACCCCCUUCACUGCACUUUGGUGGGGAGGCUGGUCCUGACGCCCAGCUGCCACUUUGGGAUCUUCCGCUAGCACCCUGCUCCUGACACUUCCCCCCUGGGGCUCCCCUGGCCUUGACCACCGGCGCCCCCUUCUGGGAAUCCUCUGAUUCGCUGGAAAGACUCAUGGAAUCUCUUGAGUCAUUGUCAUCCUCUUCCUCGCUGGCUUGGAAUUCCUCCCCCUCGCUCUCCAUCUCCUGCCUACCCUGUGCCUCUCUCCCUGAACCCCUGACAAAUAUGAACUCGCAACUGAAAAAGUUACCACACCUACACUAAAGAGUGAAACUUCCUUUCUUUUUUCUCUUCUUUUGUGCCAAUGACAUAAUAUUGUAAUUAGGCCCUGCUCCAAUUCCAUACCCAGUUGAACUUUUGUAAGAUUAUGAACACAAAACAAGUCUAGAUUUCAAAGCCACUUUUUAGCCACAAACAUAUUGGCACAGUUUGCCACACAAAAUGCUAUGCCAAACCAUGACUUAGAAGAAAUGAGUAGGCUCCUGAAGAGGAGGCUGUGGGUGUUUUGCUCCGUCCCUAUCAUUCUGCUGCUAUGGCGAGCUAAUCCAUCCACAUGGUGUGAGGAUAAAUAAGGUAAACAAUGGAAUGGUGCUGUCCAACUGGAAAAAGAAAGGAGUGAGAAACCUGAGUGGCUUGGGUUCAAUUCCUGCUCACAAGACAAAAAGCUCAGUUGGGAACUCUGUCCCAGCUAUGUCUCUGUCCUAACAACUGACACACAGUUCCUUUGUGGUUUUCUUACACCAUUCUAGUUCAACAUUGGGCAAACAAGGCAGUCAUUUCAUAACAGGAACUAGUCAGAACCCUUGUUCAGUCUGACAAUCAACAGUUGUAUCAAUUAUCCCUGUCAUUUAUUCAUCUCCAGCUAUGAAUGAUUAAAGACAGAACAAUAUUCCAGAGCCAAAAUAAUGCAUGACUGAAACUGUGAAUAUAAAUAAGUAAAACCUAUUCAUCUCUUCAUGAACACAAAUCUCUCAGAGAGGACUACAAAUUAAAAGGAUGUCCUUGAAUGUCAAAAUGUGUGUGCUUAUUUCAGAGUUAAAUAAAAGAACAAGAGCGCAUAUAAUUAACUUGGUUCUUGGGGCAUCAUUUCACUUUUUAACUUACACUGCUGUAAUCCCAGUAGAGCUGGUGGGGCUCUCCCAUCUGCUUCAGUGGUCAGUGAGUGCCAUACUAAGUCACUAUUCAAACAUUUAAUUAAAUUCAUUUUACAGGCAUAGGCAAACUCGGCCCUCUAAAUGUUUUUGGCCUACAACUCCCAUGAUCCCUAGCUAACAGGACCAAUGGUCAGGGAUCAUGGGAGUUGUAGGCCAAAAACAUCUGGAGGGCCAAGUUUGCCUAUGCCUGAUUUAGCAUUUCCUAUUUUGAGGGUAUCUGAGGUGGAAUAAAAACAAGACACUUCCAAGUACCAUCUGCACCUACUUUACUCUUGCACCAAUCAUAAUAACAGAUGAAGCUGCCUUAUAGCAACUCAGACCAUUAGUUCAUCUGGCUCAGUACUGUUAACACUGACUGACAGCAGCUCUCCAGUUCUGAGAGAUGAGCCUUUCCUAGCCUUCAUGGCUGUGUGGGGGUUUGAACCCUCGUCUCCCAGGUCCUAAUUCAACACACUAACCACUACACCACACUGACUCUCUCUAAACAUUUCUGCAAGCAAUUUCUGUAGUAUUAUGCAACUUUUGAAGGAUCAUUGUGUUUCGGUUCACGUAUUGGUUCAAGGAGUGUGAAUUAGUUAGUUCCGCAUUAAAAUGCAAGCAAAAUUGAAUUUCUCCCCAUCCCUAGAUUGAACCUGAGACUUUCUGCAUGCAAAGCACACACUCAACCAGUUCUUCCCCUAGGAUGGCACAGGGAAAUUGGGAAGAGGCAGCCAAGGAGCUAGACACAGUUAAAACCUUUUCCCAAGCCAGAGUUAUUGCAGCAGACAAUUGCGCCUAGCCUUCAAUUCACACCAUCUCAGUUCCUGAACAGGGAGUUGUAAUAAAAGGCAUUUUCCUCUUUUCUGGGCAAGAAAAGUCACAGCUAUUGCAUUUAUUGUGCUUUCACAAGGGGCAAAUGAAAGCUUUCCAUCACAGUGAUUCAAUUUCAGAACAAACACUUUCUAUUCUUUGACAGUAUUUCUUAACCCUUUCUUGGGUUUUCAGAUCUAAGGAGAGAUCAAUAAAGGUAAGCAACAAGUCAUCUGUCACAUAUAAAUACAGAGACAGAACACAAACAAAACAAGAGCUCUGUUGUACUCAAGUCCUUCCUGAAGGCUUCCCAUAGAGAGCAGGGUGUUGGGCUCAUAUACCUGUAAGCUAUAGCAGAUCACAGAAAUGUUUACAUGUGUGUAAGCAUAAAAGCUGUAGUACACAGUAAAAUCACAGUAUGAAAUGGGCAUCACUUUUAAUGUAUUUUUAAUCUUUUGUUGGAAGCCACCCAGAGUGGCUAGGGAAACCCAGCCAGAUGGGCGGGGUAUAAAUAAUAAAUUCAUUAUUAUUAUUAUUAUUAUUAUUAUUAUUAUUAUUAUUCCCCUAUGCAAGUAUUAGUGGCACAACAUGGAAGUAUCCCCAUAGGUCUCAAUAUUUCUCCACCACCAAUAUGGCAGGUGCAUGUGAAAGGAAUGUACUAGGAGACUGGCUAGGUCUAUACACAGCCCCCUCUACUUUAUUAAGACCUCCACCUUAGUGGUGUUCAAGCCAUUCAAGAACCUGGUGAAAGACAUGCAAAGCCCUCUCAUUCCCCAUAAUGGCAUGGUGUGCAGCUUGCUUGCUGUAGUACAGAGGUACCUCGGGUUACAGACGCUUCAGGUUACAGACUCCGCUAACCCAGAAAUAGUACCUCAGGUUCAGAACUUUGCUUCAGGAUGAGAACAGAAAUCGCGCAGCAGCAGCGGGAGGCCCCGAUAGCUAAAAUGGUACCUCAGGUUAAGAACAGUUUCAGCUUAAGAACAGACCUCUGGAACGAAUUAAGUUCUUAACCCGAGGUACCACUGUAGAGGGAAAGAUGAGAACUGUUGAGUCCGGUAGGGAUGCCUUUGCUUACAAGCCCUGUACCUUUAUGCGGGUAAAGAUUAAGCUCAAAGCAGUAGCGGACAGCAUGUUUGAGCACCACCACUCCCCUGACCUCUAGUCAACUGCAUCACUGCUACUUACCAGGAGCUAGAGAAGGAUAGUGUGAGCAGCAGCAAGGUCAGCAUGGUGCAAACACACUGGAGAAGCCAAUCUGGUGCAGUUGCACCAUGCCAACCACACUGCUACCUCCCCUCUCUUUACCUCUCAGUAAGCCGCAGAGAGAUGACUGAUCCGAGGGUCAAGUGAAUGGCAACAUCCUACCAUGUCGUCUGCUGCUAGUUCAAUGUGUUUCUUUUUAACUUCCUCUCAAAUACACACAUAGGUAUGUGUCCUUCAGACUCAUUGUUUAACAGCUAAAGUCUAGCUUGGUGUACUGUAACUGGUAUGAGGCCCAAUCAUAGGCUCCAGAUCCUAGGGGCCGAGGCACUGUCUCCCUCCCCCCAUGUUUUUUCAGGGGGGGUGGGCCUUCUCAAUGUUCACAGGGCAUUCAGCUCCAGUCCCUGGCUCCUCCCAAUAUCAUGCGUGUCUGACGUCAGGGCAUCAUGUCAGGCCCUCUCAAUCAUCUUGAGAAGAUGGCACCUCUGGCCCCAAUCUGCUAAGGUUGCUGGGCUUUCACCUAGAAAUGCUGUUUUCCUAUUAAUGCAGCCAAAUCACAUAAAUGCUAAAUUAGGAUAAAUAAAGCAUUGCAUUUAAAAAAAAAUGUAAUAUAAAAGCAAAUGGACUUCUAUAAAGACGAGACAGGAAGAAUUAACCUUAUAGAACUCGGUAAUUUGCUAUUUGAAUACAUUGUUUCAGUCCAAAGAUGAAAUACACUCACAUUUGGGGGUGGAAAGGAGAGCGCUGUUUUUAUUCAGAACCAAAGAAAGCAGUUUUAUACUGAGUCGGGCCAUUGGUCAACUGAGUUUCAAUCCUGUUCCAGGUCAGCAGUAUGUGCAGAGGGUGGAGAACAGUAGCCCAAGAGCAUCAUCCUGGAGCAAUUUGGUUCCAAAAUUGUGAGUAACGUGCACUGAAUAGCUGGAUCGGGCUACUGAAUUGCAGGGCACAGGAUCCACAGGUGCAGGGACAGAUCUGAUGUAAAGAGAUGUUGUGCUAACAGACUACAAGUACAGCCUUAAAUUCUCAAAUCACAGUUCACAAGCUGAUGGGAGAAGGGAGCUUUAAAAAGGAAAUGCUCUCUCUUAGAGCCUUGUGCUGUCAAGCCACUGAGUGGCCUUGAGCUGUCUCCUUCACUGGUCUUUGGUGAGGUAAGAAGAAGUUCAGAAUGACCACUAGAAGGCUCUGAAAUUAUGGGAUCAAAUUAUGAGAUCCAGCUACAUGUUCUCUUAUCUCAAGAAAAUCCAUACAUUGUUUUCUCUCAGACUAAGUUUCAGGGAGAUUAAUAAAUGGUGGGGCCUCAAGGCUUCCUCUACCUUGAGAUCACUGUAAGCUGGAUCUCACCCCAGAUCAAAAACCAAAUACAUCUACAAUAAAAUACCUGCAUUUCCAAGGCUGAUACGAAAUUACAUAAAAUCUCCAUAGAGACAGAUGUAAUCCAUUGCAUUCAAAAUGGUGCUGUCAAGGCUGCCUCAGGUCUCAGCUCACAAAAGACCAACGCCAAUCUCUUCUUAUAUACAAAAGUGUUUAUUGCAGUUCAUUGUUUGCUUCAUAUCCGAGGCGCGCAGCCCCACGUCUGUACGCUUAGACCGUUGAAGUCCCCUCUGAGUCAGUCCCUCCCCUGCACCAGUUUAAGAGCCUUGCGCUGCUCCACCUCUUUCUCUCUUUCCUUUUCCUCAGGGUCUUCCUGCCCGCUGGGGUUUCGCCCCUCCUGGAUUCCCCUGACGCGCUAUCCCCCGACUGCUCUUCCCCCCUCCUGCGGGCUUUAGGACCUGGCUCUUCCUCCGGGCUCCCUGUACUUCCGCGCGCCUCUACAUUUGAACUUGGUGCGCGCGCCCAACCUCUAACUUUCCUUUUGACAGUUACACUACUCCCUUCACUACUCCCCUCCCCUUCCGGGAGGGUGGCUUGCUCCGACCUCCCUCCCUUCUCUGCGGCCGGCGCUGCGUCACCAGAUACACAGGAACCACCACCCCCAUAGCUGCACGCUGGCGGGGAGGCUGGUCCAGACGCCCAGCUGCCACUUUGGGAUCCCCGCUGGCCCCCUGUUCCUGACACGUCCCCCUGGGGCUCCCUGGCCUUGACCACUGGCGCCCCUUCUGGGAAUCCUCUGAUUCGCUGGAAAGACUCAUGGAAUCUCUUGAGUCAUUGUCAUCCUCUUCCUCGCUGUCCUGGGAUUCAUCCCCAUCGCUCUCCAUCUCCUCCCUACCCUGUGCCUCUGUCCCUGAACCCCUGACAGGUGCUUUCUGUAGUUCACCAUCACAGAACUUGUGGGAACAAAGGUAUAUAACUUCUUAUUGAGGAAAAUGCUAUAAAUGACAUAAAAACAGAAUCUGUGAUAUUUAUAACUUCACAUUUUCAAAAAGUUUAUUAUGAUGACAUUUAUAUCCAACCAUUCCUUCAAGAAGUUCAAGGUGGCUUAGAUGGUUCUCCCUAUCUACAUUUUCUCACAACAGCCCUGAGAGGUAAGUUAGGCUGAGAGACCGUGAGUGGCCCAAAGUCAUCCAGUGAACUUAAUAGCUCAGUUAGCAUUUGAAGUCUGGUCUUCCUAGGUACUAGUCCAAGAAGACAAUUGACUGAAUAAUCUACCUUUUAAAUAAAUAAUAAUAUAAGCUAGCUAGUAACAGAAAAAAGCGUUAUCAAUUUUAAAUUAACUGCAGCCCAUGGUAUUUUGUUAAAUAUAUUGGUAGAUGAUGGAGUAGUUUAAUACCACAUACAUGUGACAUUAAUAUGAAUGCCAAUGUAAUGUCCUCCAAUUUCUGCUAUUCUAAUGGUUUUAUUUAUUAAUUUUUAAAAAUACUCCUGUCCUGCUUUUUUCAUUAAGUGAACUCAAGAAGGCUUGAGUUACAAAACAUGACCUUACAGUAACUUAAAACUCAGCAGCUUAAAACAGCAUAAAACAAACUGUACAAGGAACAGGAUUAUUAUUAUUUUAAAAAAUAUAUAUUACCACGUUAAUUAAAUUGCACCUAGAAAAACAGCGCAAGCUUGUGUUAAGCCUACAGUGUUGGCCCUAGUAGCCUUAGUUUCUAAAUUCUUAUUUCAUAAGCGUUUCCUUCCUGACAGACUUCAGGAAUACAUAACAUGGCUUAACCCUGUCAGCUCUUGAAAAAGAAAAAGAAAACCAUACAGUAUUUCUAUAAUCAUAUUUUCUACACAUGCCAACACAGAGAGCACAGUUGCCCUAAAUGUCUCACAUGUGUAGAAACCACUUAUAAUAGGUUGUAAAGUAAUGCAGCAAGUAUUUCAGAACCUCUGCCCUUUCCCAAAAGUAUCGGAAAACAUGUUAGAUAAUGUUAGGCUGAGUAGACAACACAUUGCCUCCCUCCAUCCAACUCUCUCUCACUCUUGCAUGCUCUGUUUGCUUCUCAUAGUGGUGCAGUCGCUUUCCAAAUAAAGGAGCUGUUUCCAUGACACUAAACCCUUAAUUUGUAGCAGCAUAUAAACAGGCUGGUAGAAGAACAAUGUGCCUCUGCAUUGUUAAUCCACCUCCUCUUCCUUACAUUGAGCUUUGGGCAGACAGAGAAAACCUUCACAAAAAUCAAAUGUGAAAAAUUGUUCCUCGUAACUAGAAAGCGUCACCAUCUUGACUUUUGUGUCCUUAUUACAUCUCUGGACAUGUUUAAUAUGUCUUAGCUACAGGAAACAGGAUCAUUGCAAAUAAUUAAACCAGCUUCUGUAUAUGCUUUUAAAACAACAUUUUUUCAGUCAAAUUAGUCCCUCUGGUUUAAGCGAUUUGUUCUUUAUUAGACAUAAGCUCGUUUCAUUCUCUACUCUGCUCUUUCUUUGUAAUCUCUUCUGAAGGUGCCAGUUUUUUUAAUUUCUAGCACACAGAGAGAGAAUACAAAACAAUAAGUCCUAAGACAUAAUUGUUUAGGUUUCCCUCCCUUCCCUGUCCUGCCCUGCCCUACCAAAAAAGUAAUUAAAAGUCCGUCUCUGGCUGGCAGCUGCAGUUAUGGUUUCAUCUGAAAGGUCUGGUGGCUAUCAAGCAAAUGGCCUUACUAAUUCUUAUGUGGAUCACACAUAAACCCAUCCUGUCAAAGCGAUCGUGUUAUUUUUAAAUCCCAUUUUCCUUUAAGUAAAGCUAAUCGCAAUAUAAUUAUUUUUAGCAAAAGAUAUGCUCCAUAUUUUCUUUUAAGAUAGUGCUAUAAAUUAAGAUUAAGAAGCGACGAAAGAGAAAGCCGAGGAUAGGGACUGGAUCGCCUGCACACGCCGGCUGCUUGCUCUCAAAUAGCUACAGAGACAAAUGAAUACGGCUCUCAGAGGCAUCACGCAGCAGCAGUCAAAUAUUAUUCAUGUCCUUAGCUUCAUUAGCAAGCCCAAGACGCCUCCACUACAGACGCCCACACAUCCACCCAGUAAACUGCUAGAGAGGAGUGGGGAGGGGGAGAAUUAUUUCCAGACUACAUUGCCCUAAAUUGUUUGGCGCAACAGAGAUGCUUGAACACAGGCUGUACAAGCUCUGGAGCCUUCCUGUUCACGUCCCUGAAAAUAACAUUAGAUAUAUAUAGUCAAUCUAUUCUGAGCAUCGCAGAUUAUGAUUCACAGAGGGAUUAAAUUUCAUACCAUGUACAGGGCAUUUAGAAAAUGAAAGUGGCCUUUUUUCCCUCCUCAGUGUUACUGUGUGUUAGCUGCUUAACAGGUAACUAAUUUAUGAGAGGGUAUGAAUUCUUGAAGGCACAGAGGGGUGACAUAACUGUUGGAAACCACCCUGUGUGAACGUAAAGGGCAAGCUUACAGAGAGUUUAUCUGGGUCUUGAGGGCAGUUAUUCAGCAUUUACGUGUAUAAGCCAAAUAGAAUUGGUACAUAGCCUGAAAAAAAUGUGUUGGUCCACACAGAAGGUACAUGAUUUUUUAAAAGUGUGUGUGCACAGGUAUAAAAGCGCACACACACUGAUGAUUUGUGCAUUAUGGCAACUGGGUCGCAGUACUCCCCCACCCCCAAAAAAUCUCAAAUCUCAAUUUUUUUAUUUGUUUUGAAGAAAGUUCUGCAAGUAAAGUUGUAAUUAAACUUAUGGGCCUUGACAAUGUUUCGUUUCCAAAAAUGGGUCAGUCCACAUGUAUCCAGUCACAUAAAACACUGCAAUAUUAAUAUGUGAAAUAGCAGCAUGUUCUGAGAACCAGGCAGAAAGCCCUGUAGAUUCUUAGGGCAACUUCAGACAACCAUUUACCAGAGACUGACUGACAUAGUACCGAGCAGGCAGCUACAUGGGAAGCCAGCAUCCACUCACACGUGUAGGAGAAUUGCAGCUGCUUAUUUAGAUUUAGAUUUCUGAUCACAUGUAGAAACUGUAGGCAGUUGGCACAAAUGACUGGCUUUUCCAUGUGUUUGUUACUUCAUCACCAAUACAUUACCAUCUGAUAGUGACUACAUUAAAAGCCUAUUUAUCCCAAUGCUCAUUUUUAAUUUUCCAUAUCCUAAGGCUGAUGACAUAAAAUUGUGAUGCCAAAAAACAAACAAAAAACCCCUACCUCAGUAGCAAUUUACUGACCCCACAACUAACUGGCUGGAGAUGUUUUACAUGUAAUGGGAUACUCUCCCGUUGGAGGUGGGGGGAAGAUGGCUCAUGACCCCUGAACAACUUAGGCCCAGAUACUGAGAUCAUCUGCAGGAGUGUCAUUGGUUAUAUUCCAAGUUGGACCAGCUUGGAGUGACUGUUACCUAUGAUGGAAAAAAACUUUAAAGCUUGAAAGGCAGUUCUCUGACCAUCUCAUAAAAGUAUUUGAGUGUAUAUACUGUUUAAAAAAGGUCCCCACCGGUGAAAUUGCUCCAGACUGUUCUAUCCCUCCCUCCCUCAUAGCUGAGCACUUUUCAGGCAGGCAAGAGGCCCAGUGCGCACUGCAUUUGAAGAGAUAGUUGAUGUGAGAGAGCUUCCAUGGGGCACAUUAGCUGUUUCCUGGAAUGUGACUAAUCCAGCAGGUUGCCAUGGCAAUCUUGGGGCAAUCACAGUUUCCCUUUCUGUCUGGGGUAUCAAAAUGAAUCUCAAAGCCAGUGUGGUGCAGCUGUUACCAUGUUAGACUGAGACCGGGGAGACCCAAAUUCAAAUCUCCAUUCAGCCAUGAAGCUCAAUGGGUGACCUUGGGCCAGUCACUGUUUCUCAGCCUAACCUGCCUCACAAGCUUGUUGUCCCAAUGCAAGGAAGGUAGGAAAACCAUUUAUGCCCCCUUGAGCUCCUUGGAGGAAAUACAAAAUAUAAAUGGAACAACUAAAUAAUGAAAAAGAGAAGCUAUAGGCAGGGAUGCUGUUACUAGGGUAAAUGAAAUGCAUUCUAGGCACAAGAAUCUGUGUUUUAUUUAGUUAAAGAAUUCUGAGCAGUACAGUGGUACCUCAGUUUAAGUACUUAAUUCGCUCCGGAGGUCCGUUCUUAACCUGAAACUGUUCUUAACCUGAGGUACCACUUUAGCUAAUGGGGCCUCCUGCUGCUGCCGCGCUGCUGGAGCAUGAUUUCUGUUCUCAUCCUGAAGCAAAGUACUUAACCCGAGAUAAUAUUUCUGGGUUAGCGGAGUCUGUAACCUGAAGCGUAUGUAACCUGAGGUACCACUGUACAAAAAAGCCCUCAGCCUGAGAUACUGAAGAGCAUACCAAUCACAGUAGAGUAGACCCUGCAGGGUUGUUUAUAGAAGGGCCUGCAUAGGCCCAAGUCCUAUAGCAUGACCUAUAUCUACCAGGAGCAGCAUAAAUCGCUAGGGAUGGAGGAAAAAUUCUAUUCCAUUCUCAUUUACAGGUGAACUUCUCACUUCCUAAAACGACAAGAACUGGAAUGCAGCCAUCCUUUGAAAUUCACACUUCUCUGAAUUUUGCAGUGCAGUCCCCAAGUCAGGAAUUGGUACAAAAAUGCAUAUACUAGAGUAGUGUAGGCAUGCAUGGCAAACACCACAUAGAAAAAAAUUGCAUUGUAUUUAGGGGCAAUGCUCUGAAAAAAAAUGUAAAUAUUUGGCAAAACUGCAAACAAAAAUGCUGAUGAAUUUGCAUUAAAACUUUUUAUAACAAAAAAAAAUCACAGACUGAUAUAUGGAAAUGUGGAGAACUGAACUUAAGGUUGGAAAUGUGAGAAACUGAGAGAAACCAAAAUUGACCUAUUUGCCUAUCCCUAUAAAUAAGAGUGAGGGGCACAUCUCUUAAGAAGGGUAGGAAGUGGGGGUGUUGGAUAUCCAGCGAACAGGUUGCAGAAAGAAAACAGUAGUAGGGUCAUUAAAUGUCUUCCUCUUGAUCACCUUACUACUUACCACACCUGCCUCUCAAUGACAACAGCCCAUGUAUGUGUCAAUGUUGAGUGAUAACUGAGAGGAUGGUGUCAAAGAAAGUGAGUUAACUUAGUCAGUGUCCUCAUCUUGGCUUCCUUUCUUGCUCAUGCAUGGAACCCCUGAGUCCCAUUUUCUGCAAACAAAGUGCAGUGUAACAUGCCAAGUCAGCUACACUGGAACAAGUGUCUUUCUCCAUUCUCGACCUACAGUUCAAACAGCGGUUGCUCAGUUUUUCAAUGACAACACACAUGUAUUGACUUUUGUUUAUAGAGACUGUGGUCUUUUGCCCAAGGUUGUGGAUUACUUCUCUGGAAAGCAGCUGUGACAAAGAAAGCCAGACACAGUAUUAAAAGGAGUGGGAAUUGGACUGUGGCGGAUGCUAGAUUAAGAAUAAUCACUGUCAAUUAUCCUCAAAAUGAGAUAAUCAAUUUCCUGCACACAAGGGAGAAACAAGUGAAAAGAGAUCAAAAUGGGAAGAGUUCCCUCCUGUGUGAAAAAUGCUUCGGCAGCAAAGUUUGCAGUGGCAAGAAGACGGGCACCAUGAGGGCCUCAUGCCAAAGAACAGCUUCUGAUUUUAGUGGCUGAAGCCACAUACUCUGUAUUUGCACAUUGAAUCAAUGCCUGACAGUGUUAGAAACUGAGAUAUGAAAGCUAGGAGCUAAAAGGCACCUUAAACCCAGGUUAUGGGUGCAACAUCGGAAUGUCUAGGUGCACUUUUUUAUAACAAGAAUACAAAGCUGAAAAUGAAUGAACUGCUGCCAAAAUAUUAUGUUCAUUUUUCACUUGGUCUAGUCCUUUCCUGCCCACCCCCCUAAUAUUCUUAAGAGGGUCCCUUCUCCAGUCUUCAGAGAGUAGCUGGAAGUGGGGAGGCAUAAAAGGGUCCUCUUUUCCUUCCACUCUGCAGUUUUAAUCUGAAAUCUUCGGUGCAGUACUGCACUCAGAGCUCAGAAACUGCUCACGCUAAUAAAUUCCCUGUCGCAAAAUGGGCCUAGAACAAUGGGAGUCUCAAACACUGGUGCCUGAAAUGCAGACUUCACUUUCCCAUGGGUUUCAAUUCAUUCAAACUUCCUGUAUUGGGCAUAUUAUUAUAAUUCAAAGCCACUCAUUAAAAUAAUGAUGAUGAAUGAUAUCCAACUAAUUCAUACAGUACACGUAAGUCAAACACUGCAUAUCACCUCAUAAUAACAACGAUGAUGAUGAUAGCUUUUCUCUUAGUGACAUACUUUUAACUUCAAAGAAAUGUUUUGUGAUAUUUAUUAAUAGCCAUUAUCAUCAUGAUUAAUAAAUAUAUUAGCAACCUUUCCAUAAAACACCACACUCAAAGCAACUUACAGAGAUACAAAAAAAGAGCAAUAUUCUUUAAAACCAAGAGUGUAUAUGUGUGAAUAAAACUCAGCAAGACAUGCUGGAAUGUUAAUCAAAAAGCCACACUUCCAUCACACAGGUAGGUAAAAGGUAAAAGACCCCUGAAUGGUUAAGUCCAGUCAAAGGCAACUAUGAGGUUGCGGCACUCAUCUCACUUUCAGGCUGAGGGAGGUGGUGUUUGUCCACAGACAGCUUUCGGGGUCAUGUGGCCAGCAUGACUAAACCGCUUCUGGUGCAACGGGACACCAUGACAGAAACCAGAGCGCACAGAAACACCGUUUACCUUCCCACUUCAGCAGUACCUAUUUAUCUACUUGCACUGGUGUGCUUUGAACUGCUAGGUUGGCAGGAGCUGGGACAGAGCAAGCCACGAGGCUCAGUGGUUUAGAAGAAGAAGAAGAAGAGUUUGGAUUUGAUAUCCAUAGCACCGCACGCAUUGCUUCACACAACAGGUAUUGCAGUGUGAAAGGAACAUUAGAACAUGAGACAGAAGUGCUAGCAUUAUAAUCUGGAAAACUAAUGUCAUAUUCCCCGUAUCUUAAUGUACCCCAAGUCUCUUCACAGCCUGAGAUCUGUCUGCCUCAGAAAUCUGUUUUGUCUGGAUGAUUUAUUGCAUGAUUGUUCCAGGUUUUUUGGAAACAGAUGUAACAUCUCAAGUGUACAAAAUGCUUUACAAUCUGAGAUCCACCAUUUAAAGCAGAUGGUUUUCAGUAAGUUGAAGAAAUCCAGUGAUGUUGUCCUAAGCUUCCUAAGAAAACUCCAAGAUGAGCAGGAAUUUGCCCCCAGAAGUCCAAGAUCCAAAGCCCAAACUUCUAGUGACAAGGCUUCACUGGCUUUUACAUAUGACACAAAAAGUUAUAUGUAAUACAAAUUAUUUCAAUACAGUUAUUUUGCAUAGCACUGUUCAGAGAUGCUGAGAACUUCUAUUUCGGUUUAACUAACCUCAUGGGAAUAAAAUUGAAUAACCCUCUACGUACAGGAGCUGAUUAAGGAAAAAGCUGGGCAUAGAUAUUACAUAUGUAAAGAAAUAAAUAUCAGAUGUGGCCUUUGACUGUUCAGUCUAAAAAUAAAGCCUUCCUUAUCAAUCUUUUUUUCUUUAAUUUUGGAAACAAAAAUCUGUGACCCUUUCUACUUUUCCUUCUAUGGAGGGGGGAGCAGGAAUAAGAUAAAUGUCAACUGAAUUUGUAAAGAGUGAUGGUAUUUCAUUUAUAUCAUUCAUCCUGGUGGACCUUUUCUGUUGCUACAGACUGAUGGCUCCAUUAACUCCAAAAAAUUCCCCAGGAACAGUUUCCUCCACAGCAGUAACACAUCUGGUAGAGAGAAGGCAAUGGGAAAUUGUUUUUUCUCCCCAAGCUCUGUGUCACUGGCACCUGUCUUUCCCUUACAAUAUUGUUUCUGUAGUGCCCUCCCUACCAUGACAAGUCACUAACAACUGUGGCUGGUAGGAGGGAAGGAAGAUGAACAAAGAACCAAUGACUGAAAAACAAUGGAGGUUUUUAGUUUAGGAAAAAGACAAGUAAGGAGAAGACAUGAUAGAGAAGUAUAAAAUCAUGCUGUAAUUUUAUAGAUAUAUUUAAAAUUAAUGUUUUAAGCUAUAAAAUGUUAAAUAAUUUAAAAUAAGAACUCAAUAGGUACACUUUCGGAUAUUUCACGAAAAUGUUUUCUUCUCAGUCAGCUGUACUUGAAAGUUAACAGAAGAGAAUAACUAUACCCUUUGCUGCUGGGUCUGCAGUAAAGUAUCAGUUGUUUGCUUUCUGCAUUCCAAUAUACUGUUAACCAUUUCUGGAUUCAGGAGUACCAGUAUCAGAAUUACCAGUACCAGAAUAUAUGGUUAUUAACAUUGAAGAGACAAUGGAGUGUGCCUCCGAGGGUCAAAUUAAACUGCUGCAUCAGCAGCACCAAAGUGACCCCUCCAGGGCGCAAGCUUGGGCAGUGUGUAUGGAGGUUCUGAGAUACCCAAGCGGCAAGAUGUCCCCUCUCGGCUUUGCUAAUGUGGUCCAAAGGAAAGCAGAGCAAUACAUUUGGCACAAGCUUGGCUGCAGGAGUUGCCAGAAGUAGGUAUACAAUGUGCCAUCUUACAAACUUCAGUCCAGAUUUGUGUAAGAUUUAUUCCUUAGCUAUUUCUUCCCUUGAAGAUAUCCCACAAGGCAGCAGAGGUUUAGAAUCAGUUUUCCUUCUCCUAGAUGGGUUACCUCCCCUGGUUAACCCCAUGUGCCCCUCACUUCCCUCUACAACACAUGCAGAAACCACCUUCUUGACCAUUGGACCCACCAUUGAUCCCGUCAGCUCAGUCUGCCAGAGCCUGUCUUCACAUGCAAGGGAAACCCGUAACUCACUGAGGGUUGGAAACUUUUUGGAUAGCCUCACUAGGUUUAGCCAGCCAAUUCAAGUUGUUCCCAGGGUGUGGCUGCUGUUGCAUACAGACAACUUCUAGGAGCCACGGGUGAGAGCUGAGUGCAAGGUUGGGACCGAAGUUGGACAGACUACCCCAGAAGGAGCACAACGUGCCCCCCACCAGAUGUACUACCCCUCCACAUACACCCUAUUACACUGAAUAUAUCUUUAUAAUUAUCAUUCAAAAUCAGUAUGCAGUUUUGGGACUGCUUUUGAAUGGUUAGUAUUAAUUCUUCCCUUGGGUAGGCAAGGGCAUCAGUUUUGCUGCCAAUAUAUUUGGUAAAGAAAUAAUGCCUGUUUUGACAAAGUGCAGCUUCCUGUUCACAUCAUGCCUCACAUAUUAUAUACAUUUUAAAACAAGUUUCCAGUGCUCAUGGUAAGUUUAAAACACCUUAAAUUAAAACAAAUCUAAUUACUUUUUUUAAUGUACAAACUUUCUUUACCCCAUCCAUCAUUAAUUUGAAGGUGCCUAGAUCUGUCUACCCUGAAAACCCAUAAUAUAAAGCAGAAGAUUUUCUUAGCGGUAAUGCCAAAGAUUCGUAUAUGUACAAAUCAUGUGCACAGAACUCAAUCAGCAGCAUAAGGAGGAUGCUGAACAUCCACCCACCCCACCAUCUGCUUUUCUAGCAAAACUAUUUCUCAAUACCCUGACAUUUUUUGGAGUACUGAUGCAAUUUUUUCACAUUCAGGGAUGAAGCCCGAAUCAGUAUAAAUAUCAUUUACGACCCACAAAUAUAAGCCACAAGCCACGUAUGGCAGUUUACCAGUGGCUCAAUGACCCCUGUGUUUUUGCAGCCUGCUAAAAGGAUCAGGGUUAUGAAGCAGCCAGCAAGCCACAACUGAAGGCAGAUGGGUUGCGUUCAGUGGUGGGUCACAAUUUGUGCAGGCCCAAACCAUAAUGGAAUGUAAAUUACUCACUGUGUGCAAAUGAAAUAAAGAGUCUGUGAUAUAUAAAGCAAAUGAAAUUUAAAGUGUGUGACUGUUGAGGAAAAAAAGACAUGGGACUCCAGAGCUUCUCCAUAUUCUCUGCUAAAAGACUAGCUCCCACCAGGCUGCUCCCUCAACACUCACCAGCAGCCAAUCCAGCAGGCUAUAUUAUUAUUAAUUAAUUACAUUUAUAUCCUGCCUUUCCUCCAAGGUCCUCAAAGUAGAAUGCAUGGUUCACCCAUUUCCCUGUUUUAUCCUCACUACAAUCCUGUCAGAUAGGUCAGGCUGAGAGAUGGUAUCCUGGCUGAGUGGGGAUUUGAAGCCUGGUCUCCCAGGUCUUAAUCCAACACCCUAACCACUAUGCCACAAAUAGGAGUAGUGUCUAACCAUAUGCAUGAAGCCAACCCAACACAAAGAUUGUGAAGUAGUUAAACCCAACCCAACUCUUGUUGGUGCCACUAGACCCAAGCAGAUGUCUAGUUAAGCAUCACACUGAGAGGUGCUCAAACUGUUUGGAUCCUUGGGUGGCAAUCACAAGGACUCACAUCUUAAUUCAUAAUGCUUAUUCAUGGUGAACAUUCACAAUGUAUGAGUUAGGUCUUAGUUUGAUUGUCCAAACCAGGGAUGGGGAGCUUUCUCCCCUCCAGAUGACACUGGACUACAACUCCCAUCAGCCCCAAGCAGCCCUGCCAAUGAUCGGAAAUAGGGGGAGUUGUAGUCCAGCAACAACUGCAGGGGGACAGGUUCUUCAUUCCUGGCAUGAACAAACUCAAUGUCUUCUCCCAGCAUUUAAAAAGAACACUAUCUGUUUUAAGAGAUCACUGCCAAGCCUGCACUAAUACUCAACACUAGUCAAGCAAAAAGCCUCCUGAACAAGGAGAUCUGUGUGUAGAAAUAGACUUUUGACUACAGAACGACAAACAGCAGCACUAUAGCAACCUCUGUAGAAGUUCCUAUGCGAACAGAAUUUCAAUUCAGCACUGUCUCCCAGGGAUGAUGCCAUUCCAGUCACAUUUUUUUUCUAGUGGGCUUUGUUUCAAAGAGAAAGUAAUUGUUAUUUGGAUGCUAAAGGAAGAUGCAGGGUAUUCAAGUAAAACAGGAAUUUUGCAAGCGUCAUCUUAGGUGGCUGGUGGGGGUGGGGGAGGAAUAGACAAAAGAGCAAAGGAUAAAGUUAUUUGCAGCUCUGUCUUUAAAACGGCUGGUCACAUAACACAUUAAAUAUUUCCAGUCAUAGAAAAGGUUAUUGAAUGAAAAAAAGGGUAAAUGAACUUGAUGUGGAAAUGCUAGCAGGUAGCUAUAUUGCUACAGAGAAUUCUCUGGAAAGAUUUUUAAGUGCAAGUCUGAUACAAGAAAUGGUAAUUUGAUAAGCAAGGGCUAUGUUUUUCCUCCAUUCCCUCUUUUGCUAUUAUAUCAAUCUCUGUUACUAGGAUGCACCUUAAAAAGAAAACAAAUUACAUUAUGUAUUUUCUGGCUUGUAUAACCUUGAAAAGUAUGUCACCUUUUCUUUCUUUUCUUUUCUCAUUCUUUCCAGAUCACCGAGAUAUAA
Podarcis lilfordi (Lilford's wall lizard) is the source of this 29291-nucleotide messenger RNA. Lineage: Eukaryota; Metazoa; Chordata; Lepidosauria; Squamata; Lacertidae. The record is from the annotation of a GenBank genome assembly.